Prorocentrum cordatum is the source of this 5274-nucleotide messenger RNA. NCBI's taxonomy places the organism in Eukaryota, Dinophyceae, Prorocentrales, Prorocentraceae. The record is from the annotation of a GenBank genome assembly.
AUGGCGUGCUCGGACGUCAUCGUGGGCCCGUCGGUGGUGUGCGACAUCUGCCUCACCGACGUCAACAGCCACUGCAUGCAGCCUUGGCAGGGGCAUGCAGUCUGCUUCGCCUGCUUCGCGGACCGCGACGUCGCAUACGGUCGUCGGCAGGCCGCCUGGUCCAGCGGCCUCGCAGGGCAGGUUGGCCGCAGUGUGGCAUUUGGUGCGCAGAUUGCUGGCCAGGCUGUCGGCGCCACCCUCGGCACCGCAGCGACGGGGAUGCAGCGCCUGGCUGUGGGCGCUGCCGCGGGAGCGCGCCAGACGUGGGCGGCAGGCACGAUGAUGCCUCUGCCUGCUCAGCCGCAGCUUCCCGACCAGCCGUCCGCAGCAGCUGCUGAGAGGGCUGGCAGGGCGGACGCGCCCGACGCCGGCCAGGACCUGCAGCGCCCGCCAUCCAGCGCGAUUGAUUUGCAGCUGGCGGAGCUGCGAGAGCUGCGCAUGGAGGCGCAGCGCCUCAGCCGCAGGAGCGAGCAGCUGGAGGCAGAGCGGCGGUGGCAGCGUCGGCCGCGGACCAAGCAGCAGUCGCACCUGGCGGAGUUCAGGUGCCUGGCUUUGAGGCGGCAGCUGGCGCUCAUGGCAUUCCUCAGCCGCCGCUGCCGCCCGGCGGACUGCCGCCCAGGCUGCCUCCGAUCGGCCGGGGGCCCACUGGAUGGCCAGGCGGGCCUCCAGGCGGGCCGCCAGGAGGACACGGAGGUGGUGGCGAUGGAGGAGGUUUCGGAGGACCUCCCGGAGGUGCAGGUGGUUUUGGCGGUGAUCCAGGGCGUGGCGGAUGGGGCCGACGAGCAGCACCGAGGAACCGCGUUUGGCUUGGAGACGGUGUUGGCGAAACUGAAAGACGGCGACGUGCCGAAGCUGGCGUUCGUCGCCGGCGUGAACAAGGCGCACGCCUUCGAGGAGUCGAGGGAGGCGCACUACCUCAGCCGGGGCCCGCUCGAGCGCCCGAUCGUGAAGCCGAACGCAGAGUGGUUCGGAGCCGACUGCCAGAGCCUCAGCAUUGAGCUGCGCUUGCGUCCGCUGCUGUUGGACUCGGUUCCCGAGCAGGUGCAGAGCGGCGCGCCGGCCACCCGACAGACUUCGGUGACCGAGCUCCUCUUCGGCAUCAUGGUGGAGGCCGGCCCCGGCACCCUUCGCGACCGGAAGCUGGCGCCGAGGGAGGUGGGGCGGCGCGAUAACAAGGCCGCCGCCCUAGCGCUUUGCUACCAGGAGCUGAACUCUUGGAAGUUCUCGCUCACUCGAUUGCAGCGUCUUGGCACGGCUGCGCCGGGCCCGGUCACGCAGCUGGCGACGUUGCGAGGCAUCGUCAAAGGCAUGGCCGAGGCCGGCGCGAAUUUCCAGUGCAGGAUGUUCGCGUGGGAGAUGCAGCACGGCAUCUCGGGCGCCAGCCAGGGUUCGCAGCAGCAGAUGGAAGAGUUCUGGCGGUACCUCGCCGCCGAGGUACGUGAGCUCUGCGACGCGCCCCAGGGGAAGGGCGUGAAGGCGCUGGCAGCGACGCGGGAGGCGAAGGAGGCCAAGGGCGGGGGCAAGCAGGGCAAGCCCGACGCCAAGGGCGGCAAGCCCGACGCCCGCGCCAAGGCGAAGGCGAAGGCUAAACCCGCUGCCAUGGCGGCGACAGGAUGCAAGGAAACGCGCCGGUUCUUCGACAGCAAGGCCGGCUGCAAGUCCGGCGCGACUUGCACUCGCCACCACAGGAAGCUCGAGGUGAGCGAGGGCAAUUGCUCUUACUGCGGGGCCGAGGACCAUGACAAGGCGCUGCAGCAGGUGGUCAUGGAUGCCGCGGCGGCAAGCCUCUUCCCGAUUUCGGCCGCCGCCGCUGCUGCCGGCCCUGCCUGGCAGGUGGAUCUGCGCGCGGCUCGCGCGCUCCUUGGAGGCUCAGGCCGUCGCCGGCUGCUGGCCGACACUGGGGCCACGCGUGAGUUGCAGCACCUGCGGCCUAACUGGCGCCCGCCCGCGCCUUGCCAGCGCGUCGACCUCGCGCGCGCGACUGGCCAGCAAGCUGGCGUGCUGAUGGGGGCGGGCGAGGUGGUGUAUGUCCAUUCCCCCACGGAGUUGCAGGCCCUGUUCCCGAUCGGCGCGUACGUCGCCGAACUCAGCCUCGAUCUUCAGCGGGGUCGGGAUCGAGCCCGCGCGCUGCUGCCAGGCCAGGGUGCGAUCGAGCUGGAGCUCGAGGGUGCCACGGCGCACAUCUACGAGGACGACGCCCAGCGCCUCCGCGCGAUGAGGCAGCAGCUGCGCACUCGAGCCGGCGCUCGGAUGUUGGCGGCGCACUUCGAUGUCGUCGUGGCCGCUGUGCAGCGCCUCAGCUUGGAGGAACAUAAGAGGCGCGGACACCCUUCCUUCCGCCCCGAUUGCUACAAACGCCGCCUGGCGGCAGGUCGCACGAGGGCGCACUGGCGGCUGGAUGCGCCGACGCGGCCGGGAGGCCAGCUGUCCGUGGACAUAUCUGGCCCCCAUCCUGCAGGGCUCUGGCCAGGGGCGCUGCCGGAGGGCCGCCCCAAGACGGCGCGGUACUUCGUCCUCUGCGCCUACGCGGUUAUGACUGCUUCUGAACGCGCUGCCGCCGCUGGGGCUGAGCAGCGCGCGCGCGACGCCGCGGGGGCGCCGCCGCUUGCAGCCGCGGGCGUGGGUGAGAGGCCCGCAGAUCAGGGGGGGCAGGCUGCCGCUGCGGCGGCAGGGCAGCCGCUGGCUGCAGACGACGCCGUGGCGAUGGUCACGCGGGCUUCGGCGCUGCCAGCGGUGGCCGCAGUGCCGGCGGACGGACCCGUCGGGGAGGAGGGCGUGCAGACGUGGUACUACGUCAUCCCCAUCGCUGGCAAGCACACGGCGGAGGUGCUUGCGGCCCUGCGCCUGAUGAUCGCGCAGGUGGAGCUCGAGUUCCAGGCGCGCGUGGCCCGCCGCGUCCACGCUGACCAGGCGCGGGGGUUCUCGGGCCCGAAGGUGAGCGCAGCGCUCGCCACCCAAGGGAUCGUAGUCACAUCGACCCCAGGGCACGAGGCCGAUAACAACCCCCGUGCCGAGAGGGGCGUCGGUAUCAUCAAGCAGAGGGGCAGAGCCAUGCUCAUGACGAUGGACGCGGCAGACCGCGAGCAGCCGUGGCCGGCUUCGGUCGUGCACGCAGCACCUCUCCAACGGCGCGAGGCUCAAGAGAAGCCGAUUGGGCGUCCGAUUUUCGGGCAGCCCGUCACCUGCAGGAUCAAGCAGGUGCCGCAGUUUGCGUUCGCGCCUCGGGCUGUGCCCCGGCGGUUUUUCGGCAUGCGCGACUUCGUGUCCGGGGCGUCCUUGGUUGGCCACAAGGUUGCCCAGAACGGCCUCGAGAGGUGGGAGCUCGAGACCUCGUCGAGCUUCGUCGUCGACGUCGUGCCUGGAGGUGGAGCCCGGCAGGAGGUCAACGAGCACGGCGACCAGGAGGAGGAGAAGCACGACCAGGAGCAGCAGGACAGCCACGAGGAGCAGCAUAACAUCCAGGAGGAGGAGGAGGAGCACGGCAACCAGGAGGAGUCUGAGGACCUGAACCCCCUCCGAGGGAGAUCACGCGCCCCGCCCGCCUGGGGGCACAUCGUGGGCGCACGUGCGACCACAGGCGCCGCCAGGGCCCGUCGACCGACCAGCCGCAUGACCAUCGGAGCUGCCGCUGCUGCCGCCGCCGACUCCGACUCGGACGGCGCGCCGGAUUUCGUCGAGAUCAUCAAGGACAGCGGCAUGCAGCCAGUCUCGAUGACCGAGCUGCGGAAUGCGAUCGGCACCGAGCGUGACGAGUGGAAGCUGGCCAUGGAGGCCGAGCUCGCCUCCUUCGCAGAGAAGGAGGUCUUCGAAACCCUCACCGAGAGUGAGAAUAUGCAGGUACGAACCAAAGACGCGCUCCCUAUGAAGGGGGUUGCUGGCAUCAAGGCGCCAGAUGCUUCGGAUCUGGCGCAGCGGAGGCGCAAGAAGUUCCGCGGGGUUGUUUGCGGUAACUUCCAGAAACAGGUGCCGGGUGAGGUCGUCUUCACGAGCAACGUGGAGAUCCUCCGCGUCGGAUCCGCUCUCGCCAUCGCGAGCUCCUGCGGCUGGGCGCUCAAGGCGUUGGACGUGUCCACGGCCUUUCUGAAUGCGCCUCUCCCGGAGGAGGCUGGGGAGGUCUUGGCGCGCCCGCCGGGGAUCCUCUCCUCGUAUGGGCUCGCUGGGCGCGACGAGGUCUGGAGGGCCAAGAAGGGCAUCUGCGGCCUCCGCAUCGCCCCCAGAGCCUGGGGCUUGAAGCGGGGCAGGCAGAUGCGGGCGAUGAGGUUCGAGGUCAACGGCGCGCAGUGCAGGUUGGUCCAAUCUCGCUGCGACGCCUGCGUCUGGAACAUCGUGGAGGGCGCACCGACGAAGACCGAGAGCGAGCAGAAGUCGCUGGGCCUGGCGCUGGUCUACGUGGGCGACUUUUUGCUCGCCGGCGCGCCCGAUGCGAUUAUGGCAGUGGAGGCGGUGGUGAUGGCGACCGGGACGCGCUCGGUCCAAUCGCUCAUCGACCACGCCGCCUACCUGGAGGAUAUCCUGUCCGGGUGGCGGAUGACGAAUGCCAAUGCGUGCGGCGCCAUCUCCAUCGAGCCGCUGGGGGAGGAGCUGGACGCAGAGCCCGAGCUCUGCGACGUGCGCCUCGCCCAGAAGCUGGGCGGCGGGUUGCUGCGGCUGUCGGGCCGCGCCCGCCCUGACAUCGCCUUCGCUUGGGCGCUGCGCCUUGGCAAGCGCAUCAUGUGGCACCUCCUGGGCACGCGCCGCCAUGGGCUGUUCUUCCAGGCGGUGCGCGGCGACGGGAACGGGCUCGAGCUGCGCGCCUUCGCCGACGCCAGCUUCGAAACCGAGUGCUCCCAGACGGGCGUCGCAGUGCGCCCGGGGGAGUGCCUCAUCGACUGGCGAUCCGUCAAACAGGCACAGGUGGCGAGAUCUACGGCGGAGGCUGAGAUUGCGGCCCUGGCGAUGGGCUUGGUCAUGCUGGAGGGCGCGGAGGCGAGCCUCGCGAGCAUGAUGGCGCAGGUGCCGCUCCCCAGGAUGCGGGGCGACAGCGUUGCGUCGCUGUGCUUGGCCCGGGGCCAAGGCAGCUGGAGGACGCGCGCGCUCUCCAACAGGGCGUCGGCCCUCCGCAGCAGGGUGGAGAGCGAGACCCUCUUGCUCGACCACGUUAGGUCGAACGAGCAGCGGGCAGAUGGCCCCACGAAGAUCUUCUCGGUGCCCGCCAUGGCCCGGAUCAGGGGCCACUUCGGCAUCCGGGUGUUGUAA